Molecule: messenger RNA, 306 nt
Organism: Lodderomyces pseudojiufengensis
Lineage: Eukaryota; Fungi; Ascomycota; Pichiomycetes; Serinales; Debaryomycetaceae
Exons: 2
Coding region: 1-306 (101 amino acids)
Source: RefSeq, a predicted model, not a curated record
AUGAUACUGUUACAUCAACAACAAUUGUUUACCAAUAAAAUCGGCAACAAUUGUUUACCAAUAAAAUCGGCAUCAGUAUACAAGAUUCAAGACAUCACUAUCUUUGAAUCUCAACUAAUCAAUAUUCAAGUUUGUUCAAUACUCUUAAUAAAAAAUUGGGAUUCUAGUGCAGGAUUUGGUCAGACCUGUUUAAAUCCAGACAUCAAAGAAAAAAGUGCUGAAGUAAAAUCAGAUUUGAGAUCAGAAAGUGAGGAAAGAGAACAUAUUGAACCUGAAGGUGAAGGCAAUACUGAAUAUGCUAAAUGA